Messenger RNA from Leguminivora glycinivorella, 4457 nucleotides. RefSeq names its product xanthine dehydrogenase-like. The record is from RefSeq and is a predicted model, not a curated record. The transcript is spliced from 17 exons. Lineage: Eukaryota; Metazoa; Arthropoda; Insecta; Lepidoptera; Tortricidae. The coding region runs from base 205 to 4053 and encodes 1282 amino acids. Gene Ontology annotation, molecular function: oxidoreductase activity; iron ion binding; FAD binding.
UGAAUUAUUCGGCAGUGUUCUUAUUCUUAGCAAUGUUUAAUGGAAAUCGGUCCACUAUGUCAGGGUUAUUUUCAAAAUUUUAAUUUUGUGGUAUGAGAAAAGUAAGUGUUGAUAUGCCAUGAUUUAAAUCUUUAGUGCCACUUCUACUUUUUUUUGCCAAACUGUAAAUAAGUGGAUACCGGUUCAGGCAAACGACUGUGCAAAAUGGAUAGAGUUCAUUUCACUAUCAAUGGGAAACCAUUUAGCGCGGGCGCGGAGAUGUCAGUAGACACGACGCUGACGGAGUACAUCCGGCGCUACGCGGAGCUGCGCGGGACCAAGUACAUGUGUCUGGAGGGUAGCUGCGGCGCUUGCAUCGUGAAUGUGUGCGUGCGCACCGCCGGCGAGACAGUCAGCUUCUCUGUCAACACGUGUCUCGUCACUGUGCUGUCCUGCGAUGGCUGGGACAUCACCACCAUAGAGGGCAUCGGCAACAGGAAGAAGGGCUACAACAUAAUACAAAACCGCCUCAACAACUACUUUGGCUCGCAGUGUGGGUACUGCAGCCCUGGAUUCGUUAUGAGCAUGUACAGUCUAAUACAAGGCAGCGAGCACCAUUUGACGGAAGAACAAAUAGAGAAGUCGUUUGGCAGCAACCUCUGCCGCUGUACCGGCUACCGACCUAUUCUGGAAGCAUUCAAAUCCUUCGCGGUCGACCCUGACCCUAAAAUCCUCAACAAAAUAAAAGACAUCGAAGACAUUGACAAUUUAGUAUGUCCAAAAUCGGGAGUAAAAUGUGGUGGCACUUGCGGUGACAAAGACCAAGACUGGUGUUUAAUCAAUGCAAAUGUUUCGGGUGAAGAGGCGGUAACUAAGAGGAUAUCAUUGUCUGAUGGUAGAUUGUGGUUCAGAGUUAAUAAUAUUAAGGAAAUAUUUGAAUCUCUCGAUCAAGUUAACGGCUAUAGCAACUAUAUGUUGGUUUCUGGUAAUACCUCUAAAGGAGCAUACCCCAUCAAGUUCUACCCCAAAGUUCUAGUAGACAUAAGCAGUGUCGCCGAGUUGCGUUCCCACUAUAUAGAUGUAAACUUGGUACUCGGAGCUAACACGACGCUAACCGACACUAUACACUUAUUUGACGAACUGAGCCAAACCAAUGCCGAUUUUUGGUACUUAGAAGUGUUGAGAAAACAUUUAGAGGCAGUUGCUCACAUACCUGUUCGAAACAUCGGUACAUUGGCUGGGAAUUUGAUACUGAAACACGAGCACCCUGACUUUCCGUCAGAUAUUUUCCUUUUAUUUUCGUGUGUUGGAGCGGUUGUUACUCUAGUGGACCGUACCAUGUCUCAAACGGAGAUGAGCCUGCCUGAGUUUUUGACCGCAAACAUAGUGGGCAAGGUCAUGACGCAGAUUAAACUGCCGCCCUUAUCCAGAUAUCAUGAAGUGGUGACUUACAAGAUACCACCCAAAGAACAGAACGCUCACGCUGAAGUGAACGGCGCCUUCCUUUUCAAAUUCGACCCCAAGUCCCACAAGAUUCUCAAAGCAUCAAUACUAUACGGAGGAAUAAACCCAUCGUUUACUCACGCUUACAACACGGAACAGUUCCUCAUCGGGAGGAAUCUGUUCACGAAUGACACGUUGCAAGGCGCUCUGCAUUGUUUGGAAAAGGAGGUGGACCCAGACUUUAAUCCACCGGAACCUAGCCCGCAUUUUAGGAGGAAAGUUGCUUUGGGUUUAUUUUAUAAGGCCAUCAUCAAAUUAUGUCCACGCGAAAUCCUCAGUCCCAAAUACGCAUCAGGCGCCACUACAGCCUACGAAGACCGGCCUCCCGUGAGUCGCAGUUACCAAGAGUACGACACCGACAGACCAGACUACCCGAUCACUCAACCGCUUCUCAAGAAAGAGGGCCUGAUCCAGUGUGCAGGGGAGGCGAAUUAUGCUGAUGACAUACCUAGGAUAACGGAUGAGGUGUUCGCUUCGUUUGUUGUGUCUACGAUUGCGAGGGGUCAAAUAGAAAAUAUUGAUUAUGCUGAUGUGCUUAAAAUUGAAGGCGUAACCGCAGUUUACACAUCUAAAGAUAUCCCGGGAGUGAACAGCAUCGUCCGCGGAGACUUCCAACUUUUGUUCGAAAAUGAGGAGCUUCUCGCCAGCGACCAAGUAUACUAUUAUAACCAGCCGGUCGCUCUCGUCGUGGCCGAAACACAAGUCAUAGCUGACAAGGCUGCUUGCCUUGUCACUGUUAAAUAUAAGAAUAUAUCGAAGAAGAAACUUGUGUUCACUAUACAAGACGCUAUUGAUGCUCCACCCUUGGAGAAUAGACUUGUAAGCUAUGAAGGGAUAACUCCGUCAGACCGAGGAGCCAAUGUGCAAAGAAUAAUAAAGGGUUCUUUCUACUCUCCGCGACAGUACCACAACAUGUUAGAGUUGCACUCGACCGUCACGAGUCCGGUGGAUAAUGGAUAUGAGGUAGACUGCUCGACUCAGUGGGUGGACGUCACUCAAGCAGCGAUCGCGCAGCUGCUGAAUAUUCCUAAUAGUUUGGUCCGAGUGCGAGCAAGACGUUGUGGCGGUGGGUUCGGGUGCAAGAUCACCAGAAACAUGUUCGUAGCGUGCGGCACGGCGCUGGUCGCGUAUAAGCUCAACCGGCCGUGCCGGAUAGCCAUGCGCAUGCCGGAUAUCAUGCGCAUCACUGGCAAGAGGCCGGAUAGCAGGCUUGAUUAUGAGGUCGGUGUCGACGGAAACGGUCAGAUCCAAUAUUUAGAUGGAACCUUCUAUGUCAACGACGGCAUGUCCAAAAACGAGAAUGAGAACCCGUACGCCACAGAGUCCAUGAAAAAUUGCUACAAUCCUGACAGAUGGAAGGUCGACUCCUUCGGCACUAUGACUGACGCGCCAACCAACUGCUUCAUGAGAGCACCAGGUGGUUUUGAAGGGAUCGCAGCUAUUGAACAUGUUAUGGAGCACAUAGCCAAAGAAAUAAAAAGAGACCCUAUCGAGGUUCGUUUCAACAAUUACCGAGUUAACGACAACCAGCUCCCAGAAAUGAUCCCAGAGUUUCUACAGAAAAGUGAUUUCAACAAACGACUCGAAUAUAUAAAGGAGUUCAACGCCAAAAACCGUUGGAAGAAACGUGGAUUGAGGCUAAAUAACAUGGCUUUCCCUACACGGUAUCUCGGGAACUAUGGAGCUUUAGUUUCAAUUUUCCACGGAGAUGGAAGCGUAGCGGUAAAUGUAGGCGGCAUCGAGAUAGGCCAAGGGAUUAAUACAAGGAUAGCGCAAGUGGCAGCUUCGGAGUUAAAGGUACCUGUUGAAAAGGUCGAGGUUCUGGCUGCGUACGAUUUCGCAACUCCUAAUAAUUUUAGCACGGCGUCGAGUAUAACUACUGAAUCUUGUGCUUUAUCUGUAAUAAGAUGUUGCCAGCAGCUCAACGCGAGAUUGGCUCCGUUUCGAGCGCUGAUGCCGAAUGCGACAUGGGAAGAAGUGGUUUUCGAGGCGGAUCGAAGAGGCGUUCUCCUGCAGGCGAACUACGAGACUAGUCCGAACGACCCUCGCCUGCAGAACUAUUCCAUCUUCGGUGUGGCCGCGACGGAGGUGGAGGUUGACUUGUUGACGGGCACGAAGUCUAUAAUUCGCGCGGAUGUAUUUGAAGAUGCGGGGCGGACUAUCAAUCCGGCUCUGGAUGUUGGUCAGGUCGAAGGAGCAUUCGUACAGACGCUCUCGCUCUGGCUGAUGGAGGACACCGUUUACAACCACCACAACGGGGAGAUCUACACGGACAGGACGUGGAACUACUACAUCAUGGGCGCCAAGGAUAUCCCCAACGACUUCCGAGUGUAUCUGGCUAGGAAGAGAUUUAAUCCCGUCGGUAUAUUGGGGUCAAAAGCGGCGGGAGAACCUCCGAUCUGCUUAAGCCACUGCGUGGUGGACGCCUUACGGGUAGCGAUCGAUGCCUCGCGGCGGGACAGCGGGUACGACACGGAACAUUUCCUCAAUAUUGAUGUUCCGGUUAACAAUGAGAGCGUCGUCGAAGCUGCAGAUGUCAAAAUUAGCGAGUUUCUGCUGUAUGAGCCUUAAACAUGUUCUCAUGCAAAACGCUCCACAUCGCCACUUACAAUACGCUAGUUUCCUACUAGACAGAUAUGCUUCUUUUUAAAUGUCAAAACGAUUUGCUAAUAUGGAAUUACUAUGAAAUACUGAGUAAGGCGUCACACGUACUUAUAACUGUCCAUGUUUUUCUUCUAAUUACGGGGUGCUUUAUUUCGUGCACUGCAUAAAAUAUUUUAAGUAUAGGAAACUAGCCUAUUAGAACCAAGUUUUUACGAAUAUUUCUAUGAAUAACCUGUCAGGGCGUCCUUAUGACGACCGAACGUGUGGUCCUUUUUGCUUAAAAACGUAAAUUUAUGUGUGUGAUAAAUUUCAUCUUUAAGUGUAUUUUAUGUUAAACAUUCAACCAAAAGUAGCCCUAAUGUGUUGUUGGU